CUUUCUUCGUUGUGGUCAUCAUGAUCCUCAACAACACUUGGCCCCAGUACUUGGCGGUCCGCCUACUGAUCUUGUUUAUGAGAGACUUGGGCCUGUUAUGCAUUGGCUACUUCUUCACGGUGUUUGCCCUCGGUGGCGUAGUAGCAAUUGCACAUCCAGUCUCUAUCAUAAUCGAAUCACUCGGUGCCAUUGAGAUUCUCUUUUAUCUCUUUUUCUUCCUUCCGUAUCGCUUCAUCAUUCAGACUUUCAGACCAUACAAACCGCCACCAUUGACAAGAGCUGAACGGGCUGAGCUUUUCUACAAGGCCGCAGGCUUGAUACCGGACGUUGAAAGUUUCGUCAGGAAAUGGACAAACAACGCACACCUCGCGGAUAUCCGCAUAGACAAUGUCAAGGAGUGGCUGCUAUGGGCGCUCUUCGAGAUUGAGGACAUGAGGAGCAUCGACAUUGACACACACAAGGAACUAGACAGUUAUAUCGAAUACGUCCAGCAGGUGAUUGGUCUGGAAUUGAAACCCGGAAGAGGCGCUGCGGAACCACUUCGCUUGAGUUUCGAUCCUAUCUACGUGGAGCACCGAAGCCUGGUCUACUAUCUUUUCAUCGGAGGACUUGAUAUGAUGAUGAGCUUGUGGCUUCUCGCGACGGGCUACAAAUUCUACAGACGAGCUCGCUCAACAUUUUUUACUCUCUUUCCUGUUCGACCGCUUACCUUAUUGUCACCCAAUGUUUCAGACGCCCCUGAAAUGUCCUACUGGUAUAGGCCCCACCGCUCCAAGACUCACCGGCCCGUCAUAAUCGUGCACGGUCUUGGUAUCGGACUGCCCCCGUACCAGUUCUGGAUGGCUACAAUUCCAAAAGAUGUCGGCAUAAUUGCUGUCGAAAUGCUUCCAAUCUCGACACGAAUUACGUCUCAGGUAUUGCCUUCGACUCAAGAGCUCUGCGACAGCAUCGCUGCCAUCGCGGCACAGGCAAGACGGGAAGACCGCGCGUCAUGGAACGACUUUGUACUGGUCACAAGUUCAUACGGAACUUUGCUGGUCAAGAAACUGAUAAAUCAUCCAGAUUUCGGUCCUCGAAUUUCUGGCAAUAUUCUUUGUGACCCUGUCGCCCUUUUACUACACUUGCCUGAUGUUGCGUACAAUUUCACACGACGCACUCCAACUAAGGCGCGGCGAGGGCGACCGGGUCGGGCUAAUGAAUUUGAAAUUACGUGGGCCAGCGCGACAGAGGCCGGAACCGCCUACUCGCUUGCCCGACGCUUUUGCUGGAGAGAAUCUGCCUUGUGUCGGGAGGACAUAAUGCCAAGCGCCCAGGACGCUGAGAGAGGAACUUCGCGUUAUGGCGAUCAGGAAGAUCAAAGCCCGUCGUCGACAUCCAUGCGAACAACUGUGAUUCAAGGCGGCGAGGACUGCAUUGCGCCGGCCAAGAACGUGGCCGCGUAUGUCUUCGACGGGGGCGUGACUUAUAACCACAUCGAUAUUCGGGCUUGGAAGGAAUAUGAAUGGAAGGGUACCGAAGAGCUUGAGCUGGUAUUCUUGGACGGAAAGGAUCAUGGUCAGGCUAUGAUGGUCCCCAGGCCCUCGAAGAAAAUUAGGCAGGUCGUGGAAGGAUACUGUACGAGGGCGUUAGAUCCCACGGUAAGACCUGUCUCAAUGACAAGCAUGUAUGGAAAGGGAUAUUUGGAGAAGUGA
This is a messenger RNA of Diaporthe batatas, 1691 nucleotides long. RefSeq lists its product as uncharacterized. The record is from RefSeq and is a predicted model, not a curated record. The transcript is spliced from 2 exons. Lineage: Eukaryota; Fungi; Ascomycota; Sordariomycetes; Diaporthales; Diaporthaceae. Bases 21 to 1691 code for a protein of 556 amino acids.